Messenger RNA from Blumeria graminis f. sp. triticale, 2289 nucleotides. Lineage: Eukaryota; Fungi; Ascomycota; Leotiomycetes; Helotiales; Erysiphaceae. The record is from the annotation of a GenBank genome assembly.
AUGUCCUAUAACGACACAGAGAGCCUACGGCAUAUCUGGCUUUCAGGAAUCGAGAAUGCUGUGGGAAAUUGGCAUAACCAUCGUAUUUUUUUGCUUCUGUCAGGAUUUACCCUACUGAUAAUCCUAAAACUUCUCUUCAAAUUACAACAACUUAGACUCAAUUCAAUAAACCCAAAAAUUCUCCCAAAAAAUCUUCCAAAUACCAGUCCACUAAAGAAAGAAACUCAUAAUGAGAGGAAAUCAGCCGGGGCAAAAGGGCCCCGUAGAAUUAUAGGAGAGAUCAAAAGGCGCAAGCUUCUACAAGAGCAGGAUAUUAGAUCUGGAAGUGUUCAAAUUCUGGUAUUCUACUCGUCGUUGACUGGCACAACCGAACAAACUGCAAAACUCUUCACAUGUGACCUUGCGCAGACCUGCAGGAAUUUAGGAGCGCCUAAUUAUGCUACUUUCCAUGAGCCUAAAUUAGUGGACCUUUCAGCUAUAGACUUCGACGAAUAUUUUCUUAAUAUUCCUAAGGAUGGCGCCGAUUGCCAAUACUUUUACCUUCUAAUUCUGCCAACUUACAAUAUUGAUACCAUACUUGAUGGUUUUAUCGAGCAUUUACGAGAAACCCAUCAUGAUUUUAGGAUCAAUACAUCACCUCUCUCGGGCUUGCUAGGAUACUCCGUAUUUGGAUUUGGAGACGUCGAAGGAUGGCCCACCGAAAAGGAUGGCUUUUGUUCUCAGGCAAGAGACACAGAUAAAUGGAUGGCCAAACUAACCGGUGGCAAAAGAGCCUUCCCGCUUGGGAUGGGAGACAUUAAGAAAGAUGGUUAUGCUCGAUUAGAUGAUUGGAAAAAAGGUGUAGAAGAUGUCCUAUCGUACAUGGUAAAGACAGGUAAUCUAGGAGAGGGAGUCCUUGGAAGCGGUGAUGCUGUAGAAAGUGAUGAAGAUACGGACGAAGAUCAGAUUCUUGACCAACGAAAUCCUACUCAAAACAGAUUACUUGUUCAACCAAGUAGUACAUUAAAUGAUCUCGAGGAUAUUAAUGUCAAACCAGCGUCAGACAAAACAAGCCUGUCACUACAAGAGAUAGAUUUUACCACUAAAGGCAAUAAACCGAAUUCGAUGAUAAAAGAGAUGGUUCCUAAAAAUUCCCCUACAUAUGCCGCCCUUACGAAACAAGGCUAUUCUAUCAUCGGUUCCCACUCUGGGGUUAAGAUAUGCCGAUGGACCAAAUCUGCUCUACGUGGUCGGGGCUCCUGCUACAAAUACUCAUUUUAUGGCAUCGCCUCACAUCAAUGCAUGGAGACAACUCCAUCACUCUCCUGUUCAAAUAAGUGUGUAUUCUGUUGGCGCCAUGGUACAAACCCAGUUGGUACAACCUGGCGCUGGACUGUCGAUCCUCCUGAACUAAUUUUCGAUGGUGCUAAGGCGGGACACUACCAGAAGAUCAAAAUGAUGCGAGGUGUACCCGGAGUCAGGGCUGAGCGAUUCACUGAAGCACUGAGUAUUCGGCAUUGUGCCUUAUCGCUGGUCGGUGAGCCCAUAUUCUAUCCUCAUAUCAAUAAGUUUCUAGCCUUGCUUCACGCCGAGCGUAUCUCGUCCUUUCUAGUCUGCAAUGCCCAACACCCUGACCAGCUAGCUGCUCUAGGUACCGUUACUCAACUCUAUGUCUCGAUUGAUGCUAGUAAUCGUGAGAGCCUUCGAAAAAUUGACCGACCACUUCAUCGCGACUUUUGGGAACGAUUCAAUCGAUGCCUUGACAUCCUUCGCGAACGAAGAUUCGAGCAGAGAACUGUAUUUCGCUUAACCUUGGUAAAAGGGUUUAACAUUGAAGAUGAAGUCAUGGGCUACGCUGAUUUAGUGGAGAAGAGUCUCCCGUGUUUCAUAGAGGUGAAAGGUGUUACCUACUGCGGAACAUCGGCCUCAGUUGGCGCAGCGCUCACCAUGCAAAAUGUGCCGUUCUACGAAGAAGUGUGCACUUUUGUCAAGGCACUAGACCUUGAGUUGCGGAACAGGAAACUUGGCUACGGGAUUGCAGCAGAGCACGCACAUAGUUGCUGCAUAUUGAUUGCUAGUGAAAGGUUCAAGGUUGGGGGGAAAUGGCACACCAGAAUUGACUAUGAGAAAUUCUUCCAAUGUCUCAAUAGAAGACAACCAUUCAGACCGGAAGACUACAUGGGCCCGGAAACCCCUGAUUGGGCUACGUGGGGUAGAGGCGGGUUCGACCCUCGCGAUGAGAGAGUUUAUCGGAAAGGAAAAAACAAGGGGUUACGGCCAGAAAUCCAAGUAGCGCCAAUGGAAAACUAA